Anthonomus grandis grandis is the source of this 909-nucleotide messenger RNA. RefSeq lists its product as uncharacterized. Lineage: Eukaryota; Metazoa; Arthropoda; Insecta; Coleoptera; Curculionidae. The record is from RefSeq and is a predicted model, not a curated record. Bases 70 to 909 code for a protein of 279 amino acids. The transcript is spliced from 3 exons.
AUGUAUUUUUUUCUUUUGAUAGCUGGCAUAAAUAGCGGUAUCACCUAUAUUUAAGUUUUAUAAAUAAAGAUGACAUGCUCAAUGCUGGUUCCAUUGAUGGAAAAAAACAUGGAUAACCUUAUUACUUUACAAAGUUCAUUUGCAACUCAUACUUUUAGGUAUCUUGCUACUGGAGACAGUAUGACAUCAAUUUCAUUUUCCUUUCGGAUUGCUCAUUCUACUAUUUCACAAAUUAUAAGGGAAACAUGUGAUGCUAUUUGGGAAUGUUUGCACGAAAAAGUGUUACCAAAACCAGAUGAAGAUACUUGGAGAAAUAUUGCAGAAGGCUUUAGCGAAAAAUGGCAAUUACCACAUUGUGUGGGCGCCAUAGACGGGAAACAUGUUAUAAUUCAAGCACCUCCAAAAUCAGGCUCAACAUACUACAAUUAUAAAGGUUCACACAGUAUUGUACUAAUGGCUUUGUGUGAUGCAAAUUAUAAAUUUAUAAUGGUUGACAUAGGAGCAGAGGGUCGCCAUAGUGAUGGAGGAAUAUUCAAAAAUAGUAAUAUGGGCAGAUUAAUUGCAACAAACAAUCUAAAUUUUCCUCCACCAUGUGCAUUAAUUGACAAUGGUGAUGAAGUUAAUUUUUACAUUUGUGGGGAUGAAGCUUUUCCUUUAUCCACAUGUCUAAUGCGUCCAUAUCCAGGCCGAUUUUUACCUCAGAUUAAAAGGAUUUUUAAUUAUAGGUUGUCUAGAGGAAGAAGGGUUGUAGAAAAUGCUUUCGGUAUAUUGUCAGCAAAAUGGAGAGUUUAUCGAAAACCAAUCAUUGCACAAGAAGAAACUGUUCGUAGCAUUGUUAAGGCCACUGUUUGUCUUCAUAACUUUUUAAUUGGUGUAGAGAAAAAAUAUGUGUCCGACUCUUGUGGAUAG